UUUUUAGAAAAAGACUCGACUUUGACACAACCGGUGAUUCUCAGUUUGCUCAAAUUCUGGCCCAAGACUCACAGUCCCAAAGAGGUGAUGUUCCUCAGCGAGCUUGAGGAAAUUCUCAAUGUGGUUGAUCCAGCCGAAUUUCGCAAGAUCAUUAAACCUCUGUUCACACAAUUGGCCAAAUGCGUCUCAUUACCUCAUUUUCAGGUUGCCGAACGUGCCCUGUAUUUUUGA
Molecule: messenger RNA, 231 nt
Organism: Echinostoma caproni
Lineage: Eukaryota; Metazoa; Platyhelminthes; Trematoda; Plagiorchiida; Echinostomatidae
Source: the annotation of a GenBank genome assembly